Aphanomyces astaci is the source of this 664-nucleotide messenger RNA. RefSeq lists its product as hypothetical. The record is from RefSeq and is a predicted model, not a curated record. Gene Ontology annotation, cellular component: TIM22 mitochondrial import inner membrane insertion complex. The transcript is spliced from 4 exons. Gene Ontology annotation, biological process: protein insertion into mitochondrial inner membrane. Bases 38 to 592 code for a protein of 184 amino acids. Gene Ontology annotation, molecular function: transmembrane protein transporter activity. Lineage: Eukaryota; Oomycota; Saprolegniomycetes; Saprolegniales; Verrucalvaceae.
UAUCAAGUGAAGGUGCAUACAAUUCCAAUCAUAAGCAAUGGAGGACACCCGCAGCAGCCGACCGGCGGCGUCGUCGCAGUUCAUCUUGCCGUACACGCACAAUCCCUUCGUCUUUCCCUUCAAACCCGCAAACGAUGUCGGCAAGGAAGCGCCGACCUUCUUGCCCUUGUAUCCUGGCGAGACGUGCGUGUCCAAGGUGAUCUUGUCCAGUGCGAUUGGCUACACUCUUGGUGUGGCGAUGGGCGCCUUGUUGAGUUCUUACGAAGCCAUUGCGCCUCCCAUCCCCGUGCCCGGGCAACGCGUGAUGCCCAAGGUUCCGUUCCGCGAAUCCUUGCAAGCGUCGCGACGGUUGAUUUCAGAGAAGAGUUUCUCAUGGGGUCGGAAUUUCCUCCUCUUUUCAGCCAUGACGUCGGGAUUGGAGUGCCUUGUGAGCAAAGGCCGCGGCCGACACGAUACCACCAGCGUCGCACUCGCAGGCUGCGCCACCGGCGCGACUCUGGCGAUGGGUCAAGGGCCCAUGAUGCAGUGCGGGUCAUGUGUCCUCCUCGCGGCUUUCUCGGCAGGCAUGGAGCAGUUCAUGCACAACGAUUAACCAUCAUCCCCCAUCAAUAGUAGUAUACACAAACAUCCGCUGAAUGAAUGUACCUACAUUCUACUCUUCCCA